GUCAACUUUAUUGAUUGAUAUAAAGUUUGGGUCUGAUUUCUGAAUACAUUUUCCUAGCAAACAAAGAAGUUCUAUACAGUCAUCAAACGUCAACUCCGUUAUCAGUAUCAGAUGAAAAUAAAAACCAUGCAUUGAGAAAAAUACAUACAUUUUGAUAUUGAUUAUAUUUCAGAUUUACAAAAUUAACAUAAAAGACAAAUAUCUUUAUAUUUACUUAUGAAUUUGUUACAUGGAUAAAAGUUAUGCAACAUUUUAAAUGAGCCUCUUUAACUUUAUUGGCUAUAAUGAAUGUGAAAGGGUCUUUCCAAAUGUGUUUUUAUCUAAUACCACCAGUAUAGCCUUGGGAUGAUAGCUAUUGUACAUUGUGGUCUUGUUGGUCUUUUUUUAAUAUGCUAAUUGUUACACCUUCGGUCACUGAUAUGUAGUCUAUUCCCUUAAUUCAGAGUCAUGGGAUUUGAACACUCAAUUAGCCAUACUGCAAGGGAGCUUUUAUAUUUCUUUUGUUUUUAUACUAAUAAUAGACCUGUCAUGGACCUCCAGUCCAACCUUUCACUUCGUUGCCAUGACAGCUGUACUGUCUCUUUAAGAGACCCGGAAACGGUUCCUUCCUGUGUGUUCACUGGUCGCGGGUCCCAAAUAGACAACCGAGCUCCCUCCCGCCGGCGAUGAUAUCCCACUCUGUUCUCUGGGCUUUUCGUAGCAGUGUGAGGUGCUGGCGAUACCGGGCUGUACUCAAAGCGGCUCUGGGGUCCUCGGACGUCAGCGUUUGGCGCUGGUACUCGACACCAAUUCGUGGCGGUGUCACGGGCAUGGAGGAGAUACUGGCGAGGGUCGUUGCACCUUUACCCACAUACGAAACGAGAGACAAAUCCCCUCCUCCUCCCGAAUCAAACAGCUUGGAGUUCAUACACUUCUACAACAGUCUCGACAAGGACGACAAACUCGGUUUCUUGACGAAGCUGUCGCAAGACUUCGGUGUAGACCGCAAAAGCGUUUCAGAGCUCGCUGUGAAGCUGUUAGACACUCAGCUACGAGACUUGGCGACCGUUUUGCAAGUUGAAGACAGGCUGCGGUACAGCUUGACUCCCCGUUACAAACAGUUGCUUAAUCAUAUAAGCAGGGUCGAGGGGGGAGUGAAGUUUCUGGUGGAUCUCCGAGCCGAUGUGCUUGAAAUAAUCUCAUCCAAAGCUAGCGAGAGCCCACACAUCAGGGACCUGAACGGCACGCUGAAGAGCUUGCUGUCUGAGUGGUUCUCUGUAGGUCUGCUCCGACUGGAGAGAAUCACCUGGCAGUCCCCCUGCGAGAUCCUGCAGAAGAUCAGCCAGUAUGAGGCAGUGCACCCUGUAAGGAACUGGACUGACCUGAAGCGCAGAGUGGGGCCAUACCGCCGAUGUUAUGCCUUCACCCAUGCCGCCAUGCCAGGAGAACCCCUGGUUGUACUACACGUGGCCCUCACUGAAGACAUCUCUGAUAACAUUCAGAGUAUCGUCCGUGAGUUUGCCACUCUUGAUGCCGAGGAGGAUGUGAAUAAGAUAAAUGCAGCCAUCUUCUACUCCAUCUCCUCCACGCAGGCUGGCCUACAAGGGGUGGAGCUAGGCAACUACCUCAUCAAGAGGGUGGUCCGAGAACUACAGAGUGAGUUCCCUCACAUGAGCCAGUUCUCCAGCCUGUCUCCGAUCCCAGGCUUCUCCUCCUGGCUCCAGGGCCUGCUCAGCCAGUACAGGAAGGAAGGCCGGGGCUCUGACCUCCUCUCAGAGCAGGAGUGGAAGGAGGUGGAACAGGCCACUGACUCAGCCCCGGGGACCCCGGCCAUUGAGGCCCUCCGCAAGCUGAUCGGCACCAGCGAGUGGAUGCAGUCUGAGCGGCUGUCCCGUGUCCUGGAGCCCGUCCUGAUGCGUGUCUGCGCUUGGUACCUCUACGGGGAGAAGAGGCGAGGCUACGCUCUCAACCCGGUGGCCAACUUCCACUUGCAAAACGGCGCCACCAUGUGGCGGCUCAACUGGCACGCAGACACCAGCCCUAGGGGUGUGGCAAACUCCUGCGGCGUCAUGGUGAACUAUCGUUACUUCCUGAGCGAGACAUCUGCAAACAGCACCCUUUACCUGCAGAAUAAGGUCAUCACAGCAUCAGAGCAGGUACUGGCACUGGUGUCCCAAUUUCAGAAGAACAGCAAACUGUGAGAAAGAGACAAGGUUACAUCCAUAAAUACAAGUCUGUUCUGUUAGAUUGCACUUCAUAUCCUUAAUAUAUUGACUGACAACCUGUAUUUUGUUUUUGAUUUUAAUAUUUGACAUGUUUCAUCAAAUAUCCAAAAAGAAAAAAAAAACUGCUCUAGAAGCACCACUGAAGGGACAUCAGCUGAUACUAUUUUUGAGUUGAAAUUAGAACAUUUCUCAAAUGACGUGUCUCUUCCCAUCUUCUGUAUGUAGUGCAUAGGUUAGGCUUUUUGCCUCAUUGGGUUCCUGGUUGAAGCCGUUUGAUACUGUGUAAGUGCUGCCCAGGCUGAGAGACUGUAGCUAAUGAAGCAUGAGGCAUCUAUCAAUGCUUUACCAUGUUUCUGGAUAACAGUCUGUAUAAUGUUGAAGCAGGAGCAAUGAGGGAGUGCAGCUACUGGAAUAAAUGAUGUUUAGAUUCUUUCAUUUGACUGAACUGUCUCACUGCCAAAUGUUGAAGAAUGGGAGAGUUUUGGAUUUUUUUUUGUCUUGGGUCAGGUUUAUAUGCACCUGCUGUCACACUGCUUAUUCCCGCUUAAGCUCAAUACACAAAGGCAUGAAAUCACAGACUGGAAAUAUUAUUUCAAAUUAAAUAACUCUAAACUA
This is a messenger RNA of Siniperca chuatsi (mandarin fish), 2819 nucleotides long. It is a transcript of the gene mlycd, whose product is annotated as malonyl-CoA decarboxylase. Gene Ontology annotation, cellular component: mitochondrial matrix; peroxisomal matrix. Gene Ontology annotation, molecular function: malonyl-CoA decarboxylase activity. Gene Ontology annotation, biological process: positive regulation of fatty acid oxidation; malonyl-CoA catabolic process; fatty acid biosynthetic process. The coding region runs from base 666 to 2180 and encodes 504 amino acids. The transcript has 5 exons. NCBI's taxonomy places the organism in Eukaryota, Metazoa, Chordata, Actinopteri, Centrarchiformes, Sinipercidae. The record is from RefSeq and is a predicted model, not a curated record.